AUGCCAGCGUUCGCAGAAAUGUUGGUUUCGCAGAGUCCGCCCGUGUACAGCCACUCGUUGGCCACGGAUUAUAAACCCGGCGGAGGUUCUCCUGGCGCUAGAGAGGCUGGAGACAAUGGUGGCGCUGGAGGCUACUACUGUAGGCCAGUUUCGUUGCAGUUCAGUUCCGGACCUCCGCCGUUCCAGCGACAGCUUACACCGCCCUGCCUUAGCCCAACUGGUGGCAAGUUGCCAACUUCGCCCCGUCGGUCGUGUCUGGUUGUACGAACGGACGAGCCUUCCACGCCGGAAGAGACGGUCCCGCCGCGCGUGGCAGUGAAGUUGAUGACCUUGGCAGAGGACGAAACUGUGUCGGCAAUGGCGGUUGGGCGCAACAAGAAGAAAGUCGUGUUCGCGGACGACCAAGGUGGACAGCUGACGCAGGUUCGCGUGAUGCGGGAACCAUCCUACAUGCCACCGAUAUGGAGCUUGCAAUUUUUGGCCCACGUGACCCAGGGUAUGAUCAGCCCGGUACCCCAAGAGCAGUGGAUCGUCGACUUUGUCCAGCCGGCAAGCGAUUAUGUGCGCUUCCGACAGAAGCUGGACGACCGAAACGUGUCACUCGAGAAUGUGAUCAUUAAGGAGACGGAGCAGCUGAUCGUGGGCACGGUUAAGGUUAAAAACCUUUCCUAUCACAAAGAAGUCGUCAUACGGUCGUCCUGCGAUAGCUGGAAAACUCAUGAGGAUACUUUCUGUACAUACAGUGUGGUCGGCAAUGGAGCGGCUUCCGCUUAUCUGAUAUUCGACACCUUUUCCUUCAAGCUAACUCUUCCUCCUAAGUCCAGACGGAUUGAGUUUUGUGCCGCCUUCAAGUGCGAUGGCGUCGAGUACUGGGACAACAAUGAUGGUCGCAACUACUCCCUGACGAAUCGCAUCGCCCCCCGGGAAAACUCUGGGGCAUUCCUGACGUCGUCUUCUGCCAGUGCCUUUAACAACAGCAAUGGCGCCCGCAACGGCAUAACGCCGGCUGCCGAAGGCUUCUCGUCGCCAUACGUGGACCCCGGUGCGGUUCUGGACACGUGGACCGACAUGAGCGUUGAAACGCAGUCAGGGCCUUACUGCAAUACCUUUGACUGUUCGCUCAACUACUGCUCCAAUUAUGAGGAUCACAAGGCAAAGCAUUUCGCCGGGAUGCAUCCCCAGAUGAAGCCAAUCAGUCUGAACCUGUCAUACACGCCGAGCACAAGGAUGACGAUCACUGAGACGAAUAUUACCAGCGAGCGGCGUGCAAGUACUGGCGAGUUUUUUGAAAAUAAAAGAUUCAACUACCCUAUCAACUCCAAAUCAGCCCCUCCUCUGGGCCGUAGUGCCAGCAGUGGCAAACUGUUCUACAUACGUGAACGCCAAGAGAGCGAAGAUCUCCUCACUAAUCUGCUUCGUUUGCGCAAGGUGAUGCUGAGUCAAAAUGUAAAUAUUUGA
Anopheles nili is the source of this 1458-nucleotide messenger RNA. RefSeq lists its product as uncharacterized. Gene Ontology annotation, molecular function: protein phosphatase 1 binding; glycogen binding. NCBI's taxonomy places the organism in Eukaryota, Metazoa, Arthropoda, Insecta, Diptera, Culicidae. Bases 1 to 1458 code for a protein of 485 amino acids. The record is from RefSeq and is a predicted model, not a curated record. The transcript has 4 exons. Gene Ontology annotation, cellular component: protein phosphatase type 1 complex. Gene Ontology annotation, biological process: regulation of glycogen biosynthetic process.